AAGAAAGCAAUAAACCUUUCUUCAAAUAUUUCUCCUUCUUUUCAAUUUCUAACAUGGUAUUAGAGCUAUAUGCUCCUAAUUCUUCUGUUAUCACUACUUGGUUACUGAGUUGGAUUUUCAAAUCUAUCCCAAAUCUGAAACUUUGUCAUUGGGUUCUCUCCUGCAAAUUGGAUUGUUUAUUCUCAAAUCUCACACAUUUUCGAAGGAACACACUAUGUUUUCCUCAUUAUCAAACUUCCAGGUAUCAUCUUUUAAUCAACCUCCACUUUUUACUAACCCUUCUAUUAAGCUAUUUCCUAUUGACUUUGAUGUAGAUACAUUUGAUGAGCUCCAUGAUACCUUUGCACCUGCUCCUCCUGGUUCUCUAAAAGAUGUUUUGCCUACUGAUAAUACAAUGGACAAUGCUGAGUCUUGUUCCCUUACCUUUUCUGUAUCACUUGUUGGAUGUAACCCUGUUGAUAUUGAGCUUGAAAAUGAGAUCCUUAAUCCACCUUUAAGUCGUCCUAGAGGGCAUUAUAAGGCUUGUUUGGUUGCUAAAGGAUUUACUCAGGAAUAUGGGAUUGAUUAUGAGAAAACCUUUGCACCUAUUGCUGGUCCUACUUCAGUUCGUAGUUUAAUUGUUAUUGCUGCUGCAAAAAGAUGGAAAUUGUUUCAUAUGAAUGUGAAAAAUGCCUUUCUAAAUGGUGAUCUUGUAGAGGAAGUUUACAUGAAACCACCUCUUGGACUUGAGCAUCCUCCAAAAAAAGUUUGCUGAUUGAAGCAAGCUUUAUAUGGUUUGAAACAAGCACUUCGAGCCUGGUUGGCCAAGUUUAGUACUACUAUUAGUGAAUUUGGUUUUAUUUCCAGUCUUCAUGAUAUUGUGAUGUUCAUACGCAAGACUAAUCAUGGUAUGGUUCUACUACUACUUUGAUGAUAUGAUUAUUAUUGGGGAUGAUAUUUCAGGUAUUCAUAAUCUUAAGCAAUUUCUCGGUCAUAAGUUUGAGAUGAAAGAUCUUGGUGUUUUGAGCUAUUUAUUGGGACUUGAGAUCACUUUUUCUAAUGAUGGUUAUCUUAUCUCCCAAACAAAAUAUGCUUUUAAUC
Molecule: messenger RNA, 1080 nt
Organism: Rubroshorea leprosula
Lineage: Eukaryota; Viridiplantae; Streptophyta; Magnoliopsida; Malvales; Dipterocarpaceae
Source: the annotation of a GenBank genome assembly